Messenger RNA from Phytomonas sp. Hart1, 948 nucleotides. The record is from the annotation of a GenBank genome assembly. Lineage: Eukaryota; Euglenozoa; Kinetoplastea; Trypanosomatida; Trypanosomatidae.
AUGACGAAAAACCUUGUAAUUGGGUUUACCGGCACCAUCGCCAGUGGAAAGACGGUGCGCUGCCAUCGCCUGUUACAAAUCGCCAUCAGACAUCAACUUGACGCCCUCGACGCGACGCCGCCAGGUGUGGGGACGUGGCAGUUGUCGCGGGAGGAGGCCGUGCAGUUGGCGUCCUCGGACGUAGCGUGUGACACCCCCUUGACCGCAUGUCAAGCUCGGUACCUGCCGCUGUUACGGAAUAGCACGCUGCGUGUGGGAUAUCUCAACGCGGAUCUCCUGGGGCAUACGGUCUACUUGCCCGGAACCCUUUGCUACGAUCAACUGAUUCGACACUUCGGUGAGGCCAUCCUCACGCGGGGUGCGGCACAGAGCAGGGAUGAUGACCAUUCCCCAUCCAGCGCUAACGAUAAUCUCAGGAAGACGAGAAACGCGACACCAUCAGGCCCCGAGGCUGGGAGCUUUUCCGCCCCACUGAUCGACCGUCGCGUGUUGGGACGAAUCGUCUUUGCGGAUCGGUCGCAGCUCUCCGCGCUCAACACAAUUUGCCGCCCGCACCUCGUGGAGGCCUUUCGCACGCGGCACCAUGCCUUCGUCGGGGCCUCCGCGAAGGCCGGCAAACGGGUAAGCUUGCUCAUCCUUGAGGCUGCUCUUCUUUUGGAGAUGGCAGCGAUGCUGCAUAGCUGCACAGAGGUUUGGAUCACGAGCUGCAGCGUGGCGGUGGCAACGUCGCGGCUUUGCCUUCGAAACAGCCUCACGGAUGCCGAGGCCACGCAGCGCAUCGCCGCGCAGGCGACUCUCACUGAGAAGCUGAAGACCUUUCGUCGGAUGGGAUUGGCUGGUGGGUUGAGACACUUUGAUACGUCCGAGACGACCCUGGAGGAAGGUCUGCGGCAGGUGGAUGUGGCGUUUGAAGAUUACUGGCGGGAUAAAAUUAAGCCGUGUCUCUAG